Messenger RNA from Ostrea edulis (European flat oyster), 5498 nucleotides. Its product is annotated as serine/threonine-protein kinase ULK3-like. NCBI's taxonomy places the organism in Eukaryota, Metazoa, Mollusca, Bivalvia, Ostreida, Ostreidae. Gene Ontology annotation, biological process: protein autophosphorylation; autophagosome organization; autophagy. Gene Ontology annotation, cellular component: cytoplasm; autophagosome. The record is from RefSeq and is a predicted model, not a curated record. Gene Ontology annotation, molecular function: protein serine/threonine kinase activity; ATP binding.
AACUCUCCAGCGUUUGGAGGUAGAAAAAUGACAACGCAAUGUCUCGACCAACGUCGGGAAGACCUGUGACAGCAAAAUCGGUGUCCCUAGUGGUUCCAAACCUCUCUGGAUAUGUAUUUACAGAAAAACUAGGAAGCGGUACCUACGCUACAGUAUACAAAGCCUAUAGAAAGAGUGGAAACAGACAAGUUGUAGCUAUAAAGUGUGUUGUGAAAAGUUCCUUGAAUAAAGCAUCUACUGAAAACCUUCUGACUGAGAUUGAACUUCUUAAGAAACUGAACCAUGAAAACAUUGUCAGACUUGAAGAUUUCCAGUGGGAUGACCAGUACAUUUAUCUUAUCAUGGAGUAUUGUAAUGGAGGAGAUCUGUCUAACUUCAUUCGAUCAAAAAGGACAAUUCCAGAAAAUAUCCUCAAACGAUUUUUACAACAGAUAGCAAAAGCUAUGCAGUACUUACAUGAGUUUAACAUAGCACACAUGGACCUUAAACCUCAAAACAUACUUUUAACUUCUGAGUACAACCCUACUAUGAAAAUUGCAGAUUUUGUUUUCUCCAAACACUUAUUCCAAGGAGAUGAACUGCAUGUGAAGGGCUCUCCUCUAUAUAUGGCCCCUGAAAUAAUCUGUAAAGGCACUUAUGAAUCCAGAGUCGAUCUUUGGUCCAUUGGUGUUAUUAUAUAUGAAUGCUUGUUCGGGAGAAUAAAUGUUGUUGCCAAUGCUGUGAAGAAAGAUCAGAAUGGAAUGUACAAAGACGCCGUAAAGCUUUACUGCGUCCUGGGACACUUUAUUCCUGCUAUCCACUUCGAGAAAGAUGAGAAGAAGAAAGAGGCGAUUCGAGCAAAAGUGAGGGAAUAUAUGAACAGGGCAGAGGAACUGAAGAAAAUGAUGAAGCCAAUGAGACCGCCACCUCCAGCGAAUGGUUUCCAGCGGACCAUCUCAGAGGACCCUUUAGAGGAACUCUUGCAGUUAUGUGAAGAUGAUGAGGAACUGACAGCAGCCCUGAAAAUUGUAAAGGCAGCAUCUGUUGAGAAUUCACAAGAAGAAUAUGAAAAAGCACUAAAACACUAUGAAUUAGCACUGUCAACUUUUAUAAAACAUCUCAAAGAAGAGAAGCCUGGUCAUAAAAAAGAUCUCCUAGGUAAGUUAUCACAUGGUUGGAUGGACGAAGCAGAGAAGAUCAAGAUGUUUCUGUCUGUACGAGAAUUGAAGACCGAGGAUACAUCUGUUAAAGAAGAGGAAACGGAAAAGAAAUACUUUGCCAACGAAAAGUGUGGGAUCCAGUAACUGACAGAGUUCUUACCAAGAAAAUGUAUCAUGUAACUCAAACAGAAAAUCUAUCGUGUAACUCAAACAGAAAAUCUAUCAUGUAACUCAAACAGAAAAUCUAUCAUGUGAAUAAUGCAAGACUUAGUAUUUAUUUCUAGCAAUUGUCAUAAUUUAAGUGCUUAAAGGACACAACGCAUGUUUCUAAACUCUUUCAUUUUUUCAGCAAAAUUAACUGUUUUUAUGCCUAAAACUACUUUAAAUGUGUUUUAAAUGAAAUAUUUUGUGUAGUUUUCGAGUUUGAAAGCGAUGAAAUUCAAAUCUUGCGAUAUGCAUAUUUUCUUUCGCUAGUUUACGCGCCAUUAUGUGUGAUGUCAUAUGCGCCCUCAGGUUUGAAAACAUCUAUUAUCCAUUUCAUAAACAGAUUAGAUUUAAUCGACAAAAAACCAAUUAUCACGUUAACGGCUUGUAAAUAAUAAUGCAUUAAGAUGUUUUGUGCCGUGCUUGGGUGUACUAGUUGUCGGUAGAAAGGAUUUAGACUGAGUAUUUUUCAAUUUUUCGAAGGAAGGUACGAGAAAAAAGACGUGGAUAAUUUUUUUGUUGGAGCAAGAACUUUACCUUAAAAAACACACCCAGUCACCUUUUCAAACACCGCUUGGACAGAGACCCUGAUAAACUGCGAGAAAAUGGAUAUAUCGAAGCUAUAAGCACUGGUAGGCCUAUAGCAUACAUUCUGUUUUGCUCUUCAAAUUGAAUACACACUCGGAUCAACUGACCUUCACCUUGUAACAACAUAUAUCGACGAUACAAUGUAACUUCUACCAACUGGUAGAUUUACAACAACAACAAAAAAUCAAAGAUACAAAAUAAUUGAACUUUUAAUUAUACAAAUAAUAGAAUAUUGUAUUUCCUAACUUUAAAUUGAAUUAUAAAAUUAUUUCCUUAUUGAACUCGUAGCAUCUUGAUUGUGUCAGUAGGCUAUAACCGUGCUCCCACUUCGUACUUCCUAAAGACGUGCAGAUCACAAUUCAAAAAUAGUAAUAAGAUUGCUUUAUCAAAAUAAAAUAAUGUGAUUACCACUUUAAAUUUGAAUAUUUUUAUUGAUUUGUGUGUGUGUUGUCUUUUUUUUCCUUUCCGAAAUGCAUGCGUGACAAUAGCUUGGCAACAAUUUAACAUAUCAUAAUUUGUCUAAUCCAAAAAUAAAUAAUGAUUGCACUGUUUAUUUUAGAAAAACAGCGCCAAUUACAGGUGUAUAAAGGAGUAACAUCCCCAAACAGUUUGUAGACAGCAACCCAUAUAAACAUUAUUUACUCACAAUAUUGCCUAUUUCAUACACGCUUUACUCGCUAUAUUUGGGUAUUUACAUUGUUAUAUGUGUGCACUGGUGGCAAACACAUAUAAAACUCGGACAAUUUGUCAACAUCGAUUUAAAUGUUGCCCAUGGUAAAUAAAUUAGGCCCCUAAAAGUUGAGUUUUUAAUAAUAUCUCGCAGUACUUUCACAAUCCGAAGGGCGCAUGUGACGUCACUGUACCACGUGACUACCUACCUAAUUAACUUGACUUUUUGAAAUCGGGGCUUAGAUUUAAGUCUGUAUUGUGGUUAAUUAUCACAAAAUUUCGGCGAACGAACUUUUAGAAUUAAUUACUAUAAGCAUAAAGAAGACAAAAUGCAUGUAAUAUUGUAUACUUUGAAAACAUGAGAUGUGUCCUUUAAAGACACUGAUAAAUCAAGUAACAGUUUUCAUUAUAUGCCAGAGACAUUUGAUAUACAUAAAGCAAUAAUUGACUGAUGACAAAAGUUUGUCACAUUAAUAUGAAGCAUGUUUUUAAAAUAGCCUAAACUUGAUAUGAAUAUCAAUGAAACCAUUGGAUUGAAAUGGUAAAAGGAAUUAGUAAAUUUAGUAAAUGGUAUAGUACAUAUCUAUAAACAGUAUGCUGCUUUUGGAAUGAAGCUGUUGAAAACCUGCACAUCCUAUGGCCUAUAUAUUUACAAUGGACACCCUUGAAGGGGAUGGGCACACAGCCAUGAAUGGUAUCGAAAUUGUUCAGCUUGAUGAAAUACUUAAAAAUAUUUCCUGAUACUUUGUAGUUAAAGUACAUGUAAGUAUUUCCUGAUCAUCCAAGUACCUCUAAAUACUUCCUCAUAGUUGCAGUACCAAGAGUAUAUACACAUGUACAAAUAUUUCUCGAUAGUAUGGGAAUAGGUUAUCUUGUAACCAAUCAUGAAAGCCCCCUCCCUCUCCCUGAACGGUGUUAUCUAGAGUUUAUUGAUAACUGCACAAUUCUCAAAAGGCAAUCAGAGAUUGAGAUACACCUGUUGUUUUUUUGUUUUUGUUUUUUUUAAUACAUAUAUUGUGAUGAUUUACUGUUCAUGGGUGAUUUACAGUAAGGGGGGGGGGGUGCUGUCACUUAUUAUUUUGGCCAAUGCACUCUUCAGAUUUGUAUUGGAACUAAAAUGAUAUUGUCAAAACAAUCACAUUUAUUGCUUUAUUGAUGGCAUCAUCUUACUUGUGUCAAACUCUCUACAAUUUUCAAAAGACCACACUGUACGUAGUGUCACAUAUGAGGUUUUUAAUUAAUGUAGAACACCCCCAACCCCAGUAAUGUUCAUGUAUUUGUAGGAAAGUUGAAUGAUUUUGAAAAUAUGAAAUAAAUAAAUAGGAUUUCUUUAUGUCAGGUGUAUACUGAAAAGUGCAUCUUAAUUUACCAGCAUCUUAAAAGUGUUGUUUAAUUUACUAGUGUCCAGAAAAGGUUAUAUUCCUUACUGAUUCCUCAAACAGCAUAGCUGUUCCUUGUAGAUGACUACUAAGUGCAUAUUGAGGUCAAAAGUGAUGACAGCUGAUGUCUUUAAAUUGCUUUUAACAAUUGUAUAUUUCAUUAUUAUGAUGUCAAUCAUGCAAGUGCUAUCAAAAGUAUUUACCCUUUACACAGCAGAUUAUUUGUGGAUAAGUAAAUUUUUCAUUUGAAUAAAUCUAUAUACCGGUAAUUUGUAAAAUACUGUAGAUUCAUUUAAAUUCCUGGGGGCCAUUUUUCGUGGAUUGCUGAAUUUUUAUGGGUUCGUGGGGAUGUAAUUUCCUUGAUUUAUAUAUUUGUAAGAAAGAUAACUCUGGAAUGUUUGCUUUGUCUUUAUUCGUUGAGGAUGUAAAUUCGUGGGUGAGGAGCACCCGCAAAUUCCACGAAAAUUGAGCCACCACGAAUUCUAAUGAUUCCACAGUAUUUAAGAAUGUGUGCUUGUGAAGUUUUUGCAAGUGAUAUUUUUAUAGUGUCAAUUGGAAUUUGAUCUCAACAUUUCUAUAGAUAGAUCCUGCAUGGAUAAAAAAAAAACUCAAGUACAUGUAUGUUACUGCAAACAGUAAUUUGAAAGUAAGUUUAUUUUCAAAAAGAAAAAAGUGGAAAUCGUUAAAAUUUUCUUUUUCACGAUGCUUGCUAUUUUGGGAUUUUAUUUUAUAAAUCAGGAAUUCUCAGGAUUCAGUUUUAUCUGAUAUAUAAAAAGUUGUAAUGCUUUGAAGAGGGGUUUAGUAAUAUGUAGUAAAGGGUUUAGUAAUAUGUAGUAAAGGGUAAUAUGUACAUAUGUAGUAAAUAUUUUUUUGAAGAGUCUGAUCAAGCUUUAAUAACAAGGUUCACUCAUAAAUUGUACGUACAGCUUUCUAUCUUGAUACAAACAUAGACAUCCACCGCAUGCUUUCUUUAAUUCUAAGUUUUGGUAUGUAAUAUGAAGUAAAUUGCAUGCAUUUCAAAAAAAGUUUAUGUUUGUUAUAAGACAGAAAUUUAAUGUGCAAAAUUUAUUAACAUUUAAGUGCAGAAAUGUUUUGUCAUUAGGUUUGUUAAAUAGACUUUACUUUAUUUUAUGCUACAUUUAAUAUGGAUUAUUCAUCCAUGCUUAUCAUAACAAGGGUAUAUUUGAAAUGGCUAAACGUUGAAGUAAAAGUGCAAAAGGUCAAAUUCAAUGCCAUAUAGCUUAUUAAUAAGCACAUAGACCCCUACUUUUUCUUCUGAUUUGUAACUUGUCCUAAGUUUAAGGAAGAAAAAGAUAAUUUGCAAAGUUUUUUUUAUUACUCUCAUACCCCGGAGCAAACAUCCAUGAAUGAGCAUAUAGUAUCUGUAUGAUUGCUUUAAUGUAUGAGUUAUUGAUUGCUGUGGAAGUUUGAAUGUAAACUAUAUUGCCAAUUUUUAUAUACAUGUACAGUUGUAUGUUCAUGGUAACUUGUUAUAAUUAAAUUUUUGUUUUUUUAUUGA